Agrilus planipennis (emerald ash borer) is the source of this 6610-nucleotide messenger RNA. RefSeq lists its product as uncharacterized. Gene Ontology annotation, cellular component: cytoplasm. Gene Ontology annotation, biological process: regulation of small GTPase mediated signal transduction; activation of GTPase activity. The coding region runs from base 85 to 4791 and encodes 1568 amino acids. The record is from RefSeq and is a predicted model, not a curated record. Gene Ontology annotation, molecular function: protein binding; GTPase activator activity. Lineage: Eukaryota; Metazoa; Arthropoda; Insecta; Coleoptera; Buprestidae. The transcript is spliced from 15 exons.
UAAAGAUUAACUGUUGCAUCUCUCUGCUAGUUGCGCACGCUGUGCAACAGCGACACACACGCGAACAGGUACCACACGAACAAAAUGACGAUGACAGCGAUCUGUUUCGUCUGCAACCUUCCGAUCCUCUCCCAUCAAGUGGGUUUAGUAUGGCAGGGGGGCAAUGGCUGGGACGACCUGGUGCGCGAACAACUGGAAGAAUCAACCAUUCGUCAACGACUGGGAGGUCGAAGAGAUUCAUCAACCCAGAUAUGCAGCAUAUCACCACCGACGGAUUUACAAGAAGCGUCACCACCAGUAGGAAGCACCACUCGCAGGAGACGUUCCUCGUUAGCUCAACUUACAGAUAUUCUAAGGGAAUGGGGUGGUUCUACAAAGAUGCGUCAGAAAGCACCCCUCAACAGACGAGAGACUCUGGCAGAUCUUGCCCGAAGUUUACCAUGGGGCAGACAAUCCACCACCACCGAAACAGCAGGUCCUACACCUAGCAUAAGCACCAGAAAACGUCGCGAAUCUAGCGCUGACUCUGGCAUAAAAAGCUUAGGUUCGAAAUUUCGCCGAGACUCUCAUACUACCGCCAUAUCCGACUUCCGUUCGGAAGUUGCCAAAUUAUGGGGUCGUAGAGAGUCUACUGCUACCAAUACCAUAAUGACACCUGCCACAACCACCACUACAACUAUUGUUACUACCCGGAGAGAUUCGGGAGAAUCAGGAGGAGGAGGACGUCGAGACUCCAUCACACAUUCGAGAGGGGCAUCCAGAAGAGGUUCGGGCGAGAGUUCAGGCAGAAGUGGACGCCGAGAUUCUGCUUCCACUAAUUACACUCCACCACCUCCUAAAAUCGUUGCCACCCAUAAAAAACAUAAAGAAUCUAAACCGAUGACCGAAUCUGUUACAUAUUACAGACAAGAUCAGAGACCGUCUACUUCUUCCACGGCUUCCGAUUCUGGACAAUGCUCCGGCACAAGUAAAACGGAUGUCCUCCUGCCAGUUGCAAAAUCGGAACUUGUAUCUCCUCGUCAAGAGAGAUCACCAUCUGCACCAGCUGAACUCCAAGUCACCCCCACCAUUAUCACUUCCAGCGUAACCCCUCCCGCUACAUCCCCCACUGUACAAGCCACUACUCCUACUCACCCCUUGCUUUCCACGAGGAGAGACUCAACAACUCAGUGUGGCAGAAUGUCCCGCAGAGACUCUCGGAACCACGCCAGCCCUGAAAGAUCAUCCAUAAGAUUGUCUCGUCUUCAGCGCCAGAGCACCACCUACGAUGAAAGUUGUCUUCCAGGAGCCACGAGCAGAAGAGGUUCGCAACCUGGAGCGCUCAGCCCAGACGUAGAUCCUGAAAGCGGUCGGAAAGCUAGAAGGGACAGUCUUAGCCCAGAUUCAGCUUCCAGAAGUCGAAGAGAUUCCAGGUCACAUCUGAGUCCGGACCGUUCGGGCGAAAGGGAACUCAGCCCGAGACGUCAUCGACGAGGACGAUUGAGAAGACAAUCAACCAGUGUGGCAGGAAGACGCAGAAGUCACCGGUCACCCGAUUCUUCCAGUUGUUCCUCCAGAGAUCCCAGCCCUUGUAACAAAAGCGUGGUGCCGCCUCCACCUGAACCGUAUCGCCCAACUAUUCGAAGACAAUCCACCACUGAAGAAAUACUGAUCGCACGAGGUUUUCGUCGCCAGUCGACCACGGAAGAGAUGAUCCGCUGCAGAAAUUUCAGAAGACAAAGUUCCCAGAGCGACGACUGCACCCGGCAUCGAGGACGACGUGAUUCCGCCACCCAAAUAUUGGACGGGACGGUUGCGUCCAUGACUGUUGAGACUACAAGUACGUUCUUUGAUUCAAGUACGCAAACAGAGCCGUCACCGCUGUACGAUAACAACCACUAUCACGAGGAAUGCCUGCGGUGCAACAGCUGCGGUCUGAACCUGACGGGUCCAAACCAGAAGCGAGCUCGUCGCUUCAAAAACCAGAUCCUGUGCGACCUGCACUUCGCUGACGUCGCCCUUAUGGAGUGUUCCGACUUCAUGCAGCAACUGCGCUCCUUCAAACCACAAUCACUUGGUUGCGCCGUAGCCAGAAGGAAGUCCUCGACCACCCUCAUCUUCCCUCUGCCACCACAAGCUUGUUCCGACGAGUUCUGCGAAGAGUUUCCCCAUAAUUUUCUUCCCACUCCAGGCUACUGGAUCGAAUGUUCCAGGCAAAAAAUCGCUUCUGACACGAUUUGGGAUGAGAGCGAAUCGGAUAGGGACUUGCCGGAAGGAGACGAAGAAGAACAAAAUGGCACCGACGAUAACGGUCACAAAGGUAAUGAUCUUUAUGAAGGUGAAGAAGAUGAAGACUCCACUUCUCCAUCUCCACGGAAGAAGACAACAAUAGAGGAACAGUGGGAAAAGAACGGUUGUUUCGAACUCACAAGUGUUGAACAGGAAACGUACGAGAAGUAUUUUUACGGAACUGAACACUGGAAUUAUUUCACCAACGACGAAGAUUUAGGUCCAGUUAUACUGUCCAUCAAACAGGAAACGUUAAAUGGAAGAGAUCAGUUCAGAAUAUUAGUCCGAGCAAUUAGCUACACGGUACACGGUUUGAUACCAGCCAGCUGUGUUUUCGCCGACAGAUACAACCGAGAAGAGGUAGUCCGAUCCUUGGGAAAAGAAGUCAAUAUUAACCCACCCCUGACCCUUGGUCAACUGCCUGAUACUCCUGAGGAACUACUUAAACUCGAUCAGGUUUUCAUAAAGUCGGAAUUAAAAGUUGGCGUCAUCUACGUGAAAGAAGGUCAGUACACAGAAGAAGAAGUCCUGGACAAUAACGACAACUCGCCGUUAUUCGAGGAAUUCCUUCAAAUCAUAGGCGAAAAGAUCAGACUGAAGGGCUUCGACAAAUACAAAGGCGGUCUUGAUACUGUACACGAUUUAACAGGAUUAUAUUCAGUUUACACCAACUGGAGGAAUAUAGAGAUUAUGUUCCAUGUGAGCACUUUACUGCCAUACGAGCGUCAUGACCCCCAGAAGCUCCAGAGAAAGCGUCACAUUGGCAACGAUAUUGUCUGUGUGGUAUUUUUAGAAGCAGACAACACUGCGUUUUCACCUGCCUGCAUCAAAAGUCAUUUUCUUCACACUUUCAUCCUCGUUCGAACGUCACCUCGUAUAAAACGUCGUCCAACUCGUUACGAAAUAUCGGUGGUCACAAGGGACGAAGUCGGGGCCUAUAAACCUUAUUUAUGGGAGCAGAGUGUAUUCGACAAAGGACCAAUGUUCCGCGAAUGGCUUCUUACUAAAAUAGUCAACGGUGAGCGAGCCAGUUACUCUGCCCCCAAGUUCGCCAGGAUGCAGGAAAGGACAAGAUCGCAAAUGCUCGAGGACAUUGUCGCAAAUCUUCAAAAUCACGCAGAAACCGGACAAAUACCGAAACCGUACAGACGAGGUUCGUGGAGACCAAUAGGGCACAUGCGACCGUCGUCGCCUUUGUUGGACAGCGUGCGCGAUCAGUUCGAAGAUUACGAUCAACUAGCCAAGGAUUUCACUCGCGCCUUCCUCAACACGGAAUCAAACACGUUGGCGAACGCUCAACUAUUCGAUAUCGUUUUCUUAGUCGGACAAUCAAAGCAGAAGGUAAAGUUCAUAGGCGUCCGUGCGAUUUUGGGAGUUCGAAGCAGGGUAUUUCAAGAAAUGCUCUACGGCAUUCAAACUGGAUUCGGUUCACCCCAAGUGCCAGUGGCCGAACUAUUAGCAAGGCCCGUUCCCACCCUUUUAAGUCCCCAACAGUCCAGGCCCAAGAGCAGUAAUUUCCUGCAGGUCCCCGACAUAGAAUCGCCCCGACCGAAAAGCGUUCCCAAUUCUCCCAUGGUGAAGAGAGCUUUCUCCAGACUGGGCACCAUCACCGCCGGAUGGGGCAAGUCAAUGAGGAAGCAGCACACACAACAUCUCACGCCCGACGACAAAAAGAAAUGGUCCAGCAGUCAAGAUUGUUCGGAGAAAGAUGGUAAAGACAAAGAAGGCAAAGAAAGGCCAAACGUAGCUCAACUGCCAGUUCCACGAUUAAGUGUUUGCGCAGAUGCCCAAAAGGUGGACAGGGCGAAACUGGCGCAGACCGAAUUUUCGAUAAUCGAAUUCGAUCCGGACACGUUUCGUAUUCUUCUCGACUAUCUUCACACUGGUUCCUGUCCACUGACGUGCGCCACAAUACCUGGGCUUAUUUGCGCCGCUGAACACUACGAUCUACCUGAAUUACUCCAAGCCUGCUUCCAUCAUGCGAAACAGUUCCUCAGGAUAGAGGUGGUGUGCUGUAUGUUGGGCUCGUUGGAAAAUUACUAUUGGAGAUACACGUCCGCCUCGGAGUUGGUGAACAUGAUCCUUGCCUUCGUUGAAACUCGAGCGUAUGCAUUAUUUCAAACUACUGAAUUCUUAACGCUCAGCGAGUCCAUGGUACAAAUGAUAAUGUGCCGGAAUUUGGAAGUUCCAGAGAUCAGGAAGUUCGAAGCGAUGUUAAACUGGGCGAAACAUAAAAUAAAAACGAAAACUUCUAGCAAGUUGGACGCCAAGUUGGAAUUCAAAUGCAUUAUGGAACGGUUAGCACGCGAUCUGAAACUUUACAGGAUAUCGCCGCAAGAACUGAUAAAGAUUGUUCUGCCAUCGAAGGCGAUCAAAAACGAGAGGAUAUUGGAAACGUUAAUGUUUCAAGCCAACUCGGGCAUGUAUCGCAUCCAAGACUCUUAUAUAAAAGAAGCAACGCAAAGACUGCAGAAACAAGACUCAAAAUUUUCUGAAUGGGAAUCGUUCGACUACAGUGCGUAAAAAAAGUAAAUCCGUGACACCACAGACAAUCAUCAACAAGUAGCAAUUAAGGCAUGCGACACGACACGACACGACGCGGCGCGGCGUGGAGUGCGCUAAAUUACAUAAUAAGAAAGAAGUUAAUAAACAAGAAUUAAUUAAUUAAUUAAUAAUUACUUAUAUAUUUAUGGUCGCGACAUGUAGCAAUUUGUACGUACCUAAUACAUCUAUAUGUGUGCGUGUGUGUGAUUGCAGGACAAUCUAAUCGGGAUAUAAGUGUUUGCCUUUUGUGUAAAAAUUUUUAAAUGGCGUCAUUUUUACUGUAGAUGCGUAGAUCGGGGUGGAAACGUUCAAACGCGCAUUUAUUACAGUAACGUGCUGGAAACGUUACAAUAAUAAUAAUAAUAAAAUUACAUAAAGGGAAAAUGCAAUCAGGCAAAACUAUUGCCUUCUAUUUUUAUAAAAUCAGCUGCAAUUUAUACCUUCUUCCCUUUUGUGAACUUAAAAAGUGUGCAAGAUACUGCUACUAUUAAUAUUUUACACCAACAAAUGUUUAAUAUCGUAUUAAAUUAUUCUCUGGAUAGAAAUAUUACCUUUUGUAUCUUAAUAAUAUAAUAUUGUUGAAAUUUUGGUAUGUUGUACAUCUUAAAGUGGUGACUAAAAAAACAUAGAAAUAUAUGCUGGGUGGGAAAUCAUUUCUUCACAUAGUUUUCGAGGUUUGAAAAAAGUUAGUAGUAAUACAACCCAACCCGAACCAUAACCAACCAAAUCGAUCAAAACUAAGGGUUCUUUUUUUGGUGUUCUCGUUGUCGUAUACAUAUUUUAUUUGUUUAGAGCAAUUUAAACAACAAAAAGAAGGUUAAUUUGGUUAGCUAUAAAUUGGAUUAGGUUGUUAUAUUUACUGUAUUCAAACGUGAAAAAUAUAUAUAUUUAAUCAAUAUACUAAACAGUACAACAUAGGGACUAAAAUAUCAAAUAAAUCGGGGAGAUAUGUACAGGUACUAACCGAGACUAACAUGUAUGGGUCGCGCAAAGACAACCGGCAUUAGGGCGUACUUCAUUUGCAGCGAUCAUACACGGUCACUGGCGUUUGAAACACGCACUCUUUCAUACCACCCCACGUAAAGAAGUCAAGCGGAUUCAGAUGAAGAUUACGCGCCAGCCAAGGUACAGGAUCCGUACUAGAAACUCACGCAUUGAGCAUACAAUAAUACUAUUGUACACUGACCUAUGACACUAACACACUGUCAAUGACUUCGACUAACUACAUGCAUGCAAGCUUACAAUGUUAGACGAACAAAGAAUUAUUGUAGACUGACUGACUAACAUAAACGUUGUACAAUGAGUUGGCUUGUUUUACUUACUUUAUUCAGACCUCAAAAAUAUAUUUUUGGUCAAUACGCUGAACUGUACAACAUAAAUAUUAAAAUGUAAAGAAAAUGGGAGGUGAGUAUAGGUACUAAUAAACUUCUUUUUAAAUUAUGUAAAUGCAACUGUAACGAAAACUAAUUUAAACGAAAACAUGUGUAAUAUAUAAAAAAAUGACACGCAUGAAGUCUGAAGUUUCCACUUUGGUCUACUUUACCUCUGCCUUUAAUUGUUGCGACUCUUUUAUGUAUAUACUUAUUGUGUAAAAUGAUCGUAUUAUCGCUGCUUAAUAUUGUGAUAUGAAAGCUCAAAAUCAAAACAGAUCAUUAAGCAGUUUUGUUUCAAUAAAUCUUUAUCGUAGGUACGGAUCAGCCUAAAUAGAUUUUAUUAAGUUGUUUACUCAAUAAACAUAAUUAAAAAAAAUUAUAAUCACAAAAACAAUCGUACUAAUUUAAUAAUAAUGAAACAGUAA